This is a messenger RNA of Selaginella moellendorffii, 2978 nucleotides long. Its product is annotated as probable inactive ATP-dependent zinc metalloprotease FTSHI 4, chloroplastic. The record is from RefSeq and is a predicted model, not a curated record. The transcript has 16 exons. Lineage: Eukaryota; Viridiplantae; Streptophyta; Lycopodiopsida; Selaginellales; Selaginellaceae. Gene Ontology annotation, cellular component: chloroplast thylakoid. Gene Ontology annotation, biological process: proteolysis. Gene Ontology annotation, molecular function: ATP hydrolysis activity; ATP-dependent peptidase activity; metalloendopeptidase activity. The coding region runs from base 38 to 2656 and encodes 872 amino acids.
CCCUAAACAUUUCAAAUGGGGAUAAGGUUUUAGAGCCAUGGGCGACUACUGCCUGUGGCGGAUGCGCCAUGACGGGCGGAGGAGCGUCGAUGCGAUCCGGAGAUUUUCGGUGCCAAAUGCGCUGCUGUGUCGAGGUAUGGCAGAGCAAUUGCCCGUUGGGAGAGGGCAUUUGAUGCCCCUCAAGAAAGAGGGGCUUGCGAUGAAGAAUGCGGCUGGCAAAAUGGCCUGGCUGGGCCAGAAUCUGAGUUCUAAGCCGCUGGCAGAGCCUCAAAACGCGGUCGAUGGACAGGAGAGAUUGCAAGAAAUCUUCAAGAAAGUAUCCGAGGGAGAGAAGGAAAGGAUUGACAAGCAGCUGGAAAUGGACAGGAAAGUAGCACUUCAGAUCGACCGCGAACAAGAACAGCUCGAGUUAUGGAGAACUUUUCACAAGCGGCUCUCAGGCGCUCUCAGGGGAACACACUUGGAUCCCGAGCCCGGGCAAAACAUUGCUUUUAGCAAAUUCUGGAAGCUCUUGGAAGCAGGAAAGGUGGAGUACGUCGAGUACGCGAAUUACGGGCAGCACAUUGCUGUUCUACUGCCACAUUUUGUGGAUGGAAAGGCCGCCGACGAGCCUGCUCGAAAGCUUGUUGUCAAAGAUGGAGUGACAGUCGUAGAGCAAAGGCCCGUCGUCUACAGGCGCCACUGGGUUGACAAAAUGCCGGGUGAUUGCAUGAGCGAUGUUUGGAAGCUUCUCCAUCCGCAGCUCAAGGACAUAAAAGUGAUCAAGACGAACACCAUAGCGAACCAGCUCUAUCCACAGGCUAAAAUCGUCACCGUGUGGGGAAUGCGGGUGGCACUGGCAGCAUCAGUCUUUUUCUUUCUCAAGUGGUCCUUGUCUUACUUCACCAGGUUUAGAGAUCCUUUAGAUCGCGGAUGGAAUGUAGAGCGCGAUCUCACGGCUGGUAACUACGUGCUUGGCGCACUUGGUGAGAGCAGAGCAAGAUUUCUCUCGGCCGAGGAGAAAACAGGCGUAACUUUUGACGACUUUGCCGGACAGGAUUAUAUCAAGGCUGAGCUUCAAGAAGUUGUGAAGUUGCUCAAGGAAAGCAAAGAAGAUCCUACGGUCUAUGUUCCCAAAGGCGUGCUGCUGCAUGGGCCUCCAGGGACUGGCAAGACAUUGUUAGCUAGAGCAAUUGCUGGCGAGGCUGGACUACCGUUCUUUUCUGUUGGUGGUGCCGAGUUCGUUGAGAUGUAUGCCGGGGUUGCCGCAGCUCGUGUGCAAGAUCUGUUCUCCAGAGCAAGAAACUUUGCUCCAUCAAUCAUUUUCAUUGAUGAAAUUGAUGCUAUUGGUGGAAAGCGUGGAAACUAUGAUGUUGGAGGGGGAGGUAGGGAGCGUGAGCAGGGCCUUAUACAAAUGCUAACCGAGCUUGAUGGAUUUCAGAGCGGCCUCACGUCAUCAAGAGUGCUGGUCAUCGGAGCGACUAACAGGCUUGAUAUGCUUGAUGCAGCUCUCCUGAGAAAAGGACGGUUUGACAAAAUCAUGGCAGUGGGGCUUCCUUCAGAAGCAGGAAGAUUAGAAAUUUUAAAGGUUCAUGCUAAAAACAAACCGUUUAAAUCGGAGGAAGAGAAGCUCAGAUUGCUGAAAGAUAUUACCAAAUUGACCAACCGUUUUAGUGGAGCGGAACUAGCUAAUAUUCUAAACGAGGCAGUCAUUCUAGCAAUACGGCAUGACAAGGAAUUCAUUGAAAAAGCGGAACUCGAAGAAGCAAUAAGUAGACAAGGAGGGUCUUUUGCUACUGGCCAGGAAGACGUGCUAGAUCAAACUGGCGAAGCUCGCACUAGGUUAGCGUAUCGGGAAGCUGCUGUUGCUGUACUAGACUGCUACUUCCCGAAUCCUCAUACUCCAUUCAUAAAGACUAACAUCCGUAAAAUGGAUACCACUGUUAACAUGCAAUACGCAGAGCCCCCGGAUUUUGUUUACUCAAAGAAGCAAGAGUAUGUAGAUGCUGCUGUCCGACUAUGUGCUCCCAGAAUUGUAGAAGAGCUGAUUUUUGGCAGAGACAAUACCUCUUGGUUAUCAGGAUCUUUCCUUGGCCAAGCUGGAGCUCUCAUUGAUCGGCUAAUCUUUCAGACGGGGUUCACUGCCUUGGGCAAGACAUACUACAAGACGAGAAAGGACGUCCUGGUUCAUCUGAAUCCAAAAAUUCAAGCGCUACGAGAUGAAUACAUGAGAUACGCCGUUGAGAAGUGCACGUCGGUGCUCUUGGAGUAUCGGUCUGCUCUAGAAACCAUGGCAGACCGACUUAUGGAGAAAACAGAGCUUCAAGCUGCAGAGAUGUGGGAGGUUUUCAACAAAUCACCACGAAUUCCCCAGCCUGUUGUUUAUCCAGUGGACGAAUACGGUGCGCUUAUUUAUGAAGGCCGUUGGGGGAUUUAUGGCGCUUCUCUUCCUGGAAGAGCAAGUUAUUAUCCUGGAAAUGUUGGAUACGCAACAUUCGGUGCGCCAAAGCCACGACAGGUCCAACGCGUGCGCGACGAAGCCUGGGAGUACAUGGACAAAAGAAUAAAACAGAACAAAGAGAACCUGGACAAGCUGCUAGAGACUGAGGAGGGGAGGAGGUUUUACGAGGAUGAUCUCCAGCAAAGGGUCAUGCUCAGCGACUACUAUUACCUCUAGUCUUCUUGGUAACGGAGUUUCACCUUCUUCUCGAUGCUGGACGAGAGAGACACAAAUGCGGCUGCCGGGACAAAUCACAUCCGUGUUGGAAUUGUUAUCAAAUUUACAUGCCUGUACGAGACGAGGGAUCCAUCAGCAACGACAAGAGAAAAGAAACAAAGUCGGUUUUUUUUCCAACUCACCUGGCUCGCGACGAGCAUUGCACCUAAAGCACUCGACCCUGUUGGCGAAGUUGUGCUCUUUGCAGCCGGUUCUGGCAAAAUCCAAAGAAAACCUUGUCAGCCUCCAUUGAAGCAUCAAUUCACGAAAGAAAAUGCCAGUU